Penicillium subrubescens is the source of this 984-nucleotide messenger RNA. Its product is annotated as palmitoyl-protein thioesterase family protein. The record is from RefSeq and is a predicted model, not a curated record. Gene Ontology annotation, cellular component: lysosome. The transcript has a single exon. NCBI's taxonomy places the organism in Eukaryota, Fungi, Ascomycota, Eurotiomycetes, Eurotiales, Aspergillaceae. Bases 1 to 984 code for a protein of 327 amino acids. Gene Ontology annotation, molecular function: palmitoyl hydrolase activity; thiolester hydrolase activity.
AUGAGGCAAUUCGUCAAAAUAUGGGCGUCACUCGCCGCACUAACUCUCUCGGCUGCUGUCCAUAGCCCAUCAACCGUCGAAGAUGACGACAACACAACACAGCUCCCACUAAUCAUCUGGCACGGACUAGGCGACGACUUUGAGCGCGACGGCAUGAAAGAAGUAGCCACACUAGCCGAAUCAGUCAAUCCAGGAACAUACGUGCACAUCAUCCGACUUGCAGACACAGGGAGUGGCGAUCGCCAAGCUACCUUCUUCGGCAACGUGACCGAGCAAAUCGAAAUCGUAUGCGAACAACUAGCCGCCGACCCAAUCCUCAGCUCUGCCCCCGCCGUAAACGCCCUCGGAUUCUCGCAAGGCGGACAAUUCCUGCGUGGCUAUAUCCAGCGCUGCAAUAACCCACCCGUCCGCAACCUGGUCACAUUCGGCAGCCAGCACAACGGGAUCUCCGAGUUCCAAUCCUGCUCGCUGGGCGACUGGCUAUGUAAGGGCGCAGAAGCGCUGCUACGAUCCGGUCGCUGGACGGACUUUGCGCAGUCGCACGUCGUACCAGCCCAGUACUUCCGCGAUCCAACCGAGCUAGACGCGUAUCUUGAGAAGAGCAAUUUUCUGGCUGACAUCAACAACGAACGCGAGUUGAAGAAUGUCAAGUAUAAGAAAAACCUGCAAUCGCUAAACAUGUUCGCCAUGUUCAUGUUCGACGAGGAUACCGUUGCCGUUCCCAAGGAGAGCGCGCUUUUCGCCGAAGUCAAUGCUACGGAUGGUACUGUGACGCCAUUGCAGGAGCGACCGAUUUACAAGGAAGAUUGGCUGGGUCUGAAGAAGUUGGAUGAUCAGGGUAAAUUGCAUUUCAAGUCUGCGCCUGGUCAACAUAUGCAGUUGACGGAGGAGUUGUUGAAGAAAACAUUCAAGGAGUAUUUCGGUCCUAUCCAGGAUGAGGAGUCUACUUCGCUUCCGAGACUUGUUGCGCAGCCGGGCUUCUGA